This is a messenger RNA of Acanthosepion pharaonis, 1344 nucleotides long. The record is from the annotation of a GenBank genome assembly. NCBI's taxonomy places the organism in Eukaryota, Metazoa, Mollusca, Cephalopoda, Sepiida, Sepiidae.
AUGAAGAGUUUCAUUCUUUCUCUGCAUUCUUUUCUUUAUCAUGUGUUUUUCUUCUCAUCUUUUAACAUUUUUCUAUUCAAAAUAUCUAUUUUCUUCUUCUUUUGUUCUCUCUUGAAUUCUCCCUCAUUUCUUUAUCGUCAAGUAAUAUUUCCUUCUCUUAUUUUCUUUUCUUUUGAAAUGUCUUUCUCACUACUCUUGCUUCAUUUCUUUCUUGAUUUCAUUCUCUUGACAUCUUUCUUUCUUUUUAUUCAUUUCUUUCUUUAUCUUCGCUUUUCUUUCAUUUUGUUUGCUUCUUUCGUAAUUUUCUUGUUACUUUUUUCUUUUGAUAUUAAUUUUUUCCCUCCACAUUUAUUUUUCAUUGGUCUCCUGCAUUUCGUCUGUUUUACUCAAAGACUCUUUUCUGUUACAUUCUUCCUACCCUGGAUGCGAAACUGGUGGACCCCUUGUUCCAUUCAUAAUAAGUUCCUGAUGCAGAAAGGAUCGGUUGAUUCCCGUGCUCCGACCUUAUUCCCGUUCGAAAAUUGGUUCGUUCCCUCCCCACCCCCCGAAUCGAAUAAUUGUUCCCCGUUUUUGCAGGGUGGACGCCCAAAAAGACCAGGAGUCGGUUCCUAUCUAUCUAUCUAUCUAUCUAUCUAUCUAUCUAUCUAUCUAUCUAUCUAUCAGUCUGUUCAUUUUCUAUCAUUUUAUCUAUCUCAUUCUGUUUGUAUCUAUCAGUUUGCUCUUAAUCUAUCUAUCUAUCUAUCUAUCUAUCUAUCUAUCUAUCUAUCUAUCUAUCUCAGUUUUAUCAUAUCUAUCUAUGAUUCGACCUUUCUAAUGAUUUUCCGUUUCGUGUCGUCUUUUCGUGUUGCUUUCUCUUUCCAUAUCUAUCUAUCUAUCUAUCUAUCUAUCUAUCUAUCUAUCUCCGUCUUUUUAUAUCUAUCUAUCUAUCUAUUUAUGUCCGUCUUUUUAUAUCUAUCUAUGUCCGUCUUUUUAUUUCUAUCUAACUAUCUAUCUAUCUAUCUAUCUAUCUAUCUAUCUAUCUAUCUAUCUAUCUGUCUCCGUCUGUCCAUAUGUAUCUCCGUAUUUUCAUAUCUAUCUCCGUCUUUUCAUAUCUAUCUAUCUAUCUAUCUAUCUAUCUAUCUAUCUAUCUAUCUAUCUAUCUAUCUAUCUCAGUCUGUUCAUAUCUAUCUCCGUCUUUUCAUAUCUAUCUAUCUAUCUCCCUAUCUCCGUCUGUUCAUACCUAUCUCCAUAUUUUUUAUAUCUAUCUCCGCCGUUUCAUAUCUAUCUAUCUAUCUAUCUAUCUAUCUAUCUAUCUAUCUAUCUAUCUAUCUAUGUUCAUUAUCUAAUUACCUAUCUACAGCAUGA